CAAACAGAUGGCACAUAUUUCCUGGUCCUGACUCCGCGGCCAUUUCCUUGUCAUCAUCCUAGACAGGGCUUGGUGGGCAAGCUUUCUUAAGGCAAUCUAUGGAUGACAUUUCUGGAGAAAAAACCUAUGUCAAGAUCAGAAAUGGAAGUCAGAGCUGUUACCUCUAAUGCCAGUUCCACUGCCUUUAAGUUGCAAUUGGUGUCCAACCCGGGCUAUCCCAAAGCUUUACUGAAGUCACUGUACAAGUCAUGGCAAGAGGGCGAGUUCUGCGACAUCACACUGCACGUUGGUGAUAAGAGUAUCCGGGCCCACAAGAAUGUAUUAGCAUCACUGCCCGAGUACUUCAAAGUCCUUCUUCACAUGGAUGUUCAGAACAGGUCUGAUGUAAAACUACAUGAUGUAGACUUCGGCAGUCUUGAACUUCUGCUCAAGUUUGCCUACACAGGUUCAGUGGAGGUCACUGGUGAAAAUGUACAGAACCUGUUUAUUGUUGCUGACUAUCUCCAGGUUGAGUUUGUGAGGAGGUCAUGUGAAAGACUAUUGCUUAAAAGUGUUGACAAAAAUAACUGUGUAUCGAUGCUAUUAUUUGCUCUAAAAUUUUAUUUAGAAAAUAUCAAAAACAGAUGUUUGGAUUUGAUUGGGCGGAAUCUGGAAGAACUUAGCCAAUCAGAAGAGUUUUUGUCCAUUCCCUACGACUGUGUUCUUGACUUGAUCAGUAAUGAUACUUUGAUUGUGUUUCGAGGUGGUUACCCUCUCCCAAAUGGCCUUAAUGAAUUGGCAAUACUCAAAACUGCAAUUUGUUAUAUUAUGGGCCAGAAUGAGAAAAGCAAAAUUAAUGGAGAACAAACCUAUUCCCUAAUUGUUGCUGCUCGUUUGAUCUACAUUGACUACUGUGAGUGGGAAAAAACGGUCGAAAGUCACUCUGAUAUCCUGUUGGCGGAAAACUUAAGUACAGUGAGGCAAUACCUCCUAGAUCAUAAAGAUGUGAAUAAUAAAACAUUUUUGAUGUCUUUACAAAACAGUAGAUCACCACCUUUCUGCUGGGAUGUUCGGCAAGAUGAAGAAAACAUAAAGAUUGUUCCUGAUAGAAAGAAAUACAGUUUCAAAUCUGAAUGCAGUACCCAUGCUCUUGGAUACUUUCGAUGAUGGAACUGUUGAGACAUCCGACAAACGAUCACAGAUUUCCAAGAUAGUCAUUGUCACACGAUACAAUGAGAGUCAGAAGGAGAACGUCAUUGUAGGAUUACAUGUGUUUGAUGGCUACUGGCAUCACCAUGGCUUAGAAAAAAACUCAUCUGAUGUGGCCGGUGUUUACGAGGUAGAACUAGAAAAAGGAGAAGUGAUCGUCCAAGUAAAACUAAGGAGUCAGUCUAUGAUGAUACAUUGUUUAACAUUCAUCACCAAUCAGGGGAGAAGCCUUGGACAUUUUGGAGGAAUUCUCCCGCCAAAUGUUACGCUAGUACCACCUCCUAAUUUCAGUGGGUAUUUACACAGUUUUUCAGGGAGGGAGACAGAAUAUUGGAGUAAUAAAGCUAUUGUCUGUUUCAAUGUUAACUGGGCGUGUCACAGGAACAUUGACGAUCCUGACUGCAUAGGAAAUUGGGAUAUGGUCUGGCAGGAAUUAGAUA
This is a messenger RNA of Pecten maximus, 1628 nucleotides long. Its product is annotated as kelch-like protein 28. The transcript is spliced from 2 exons. Lineage: Eukaryota; Metazoa; Mollusca; Bivalvia; Pectinida; Pectinidae. Gene Ontology annotation, molecular function: protein binding. The record is from RefSeq and is a predicted model, not a curated record. Bases 103 to 1146 code for a protein of 347 amino acids.